AUGGCAAGAGUUUGUAAUGCUAGGAAAGAAAACUACAAGAUGAUUUCAGGAUCAUUUUACAUACCUAAAGACAACCCCUCAAAACCUUAUGGAGAAGAUGCUCACUUCAUUUGUGCUGAGGAGCAGACCAUUGGUGUGGCAGAUGGGGUUGGGGGCUGGGCCAAGAGAGGUAUAGAUGCGGGCGAGUAUGCUAGACAGCUCAUGAAGAACUCUGCUAUUGCAGUAAUUUUUAAUGAGCCGACAGGCGACGUUGAUCCAAAAAGAGUUCUAAAUCAAGCUUACGCAAGUACCAAGGCUGAAGGAUCAUCCACAGGUUGCAUAAUUGCCCUUAAAGGCAAAUGUAUACAUGCUGCAAACGUGGGAGAUAGUGGAUUUAUGGUCUUCAGAAAGGGUGAAAUGAUAUUCAAAUCACGAGCAAUGCAACGUGGUUUCAACCGCCCAUACCAGCUCGGAAAUGGAAAAGGAUGUGAUCGUCCAAGUGAUGCUGAGGAGCUGGUAGUAGCAGUAGAACCAGGAGAUGUCAUUGUUACUGCAACAGAUGGAUUGCUUGACAACAUGCUCCAAACGGAGAUGGAAUAUAUCAUAAAGCACUCUGGAGAAAAGGAAGGGCCUCAGCAAUUGGCAUGGACUUUGGUGGCCGUCGCAUUUUACAAUUCGACAGACAAAAAUGCAGAUACGCCCUUUGCAAGAGCUUCCAAGCAUGCAGGACACAACCAUAAAGGAGGCAAAAUUGAUGAUAUAACAGCUGUCGUGUCCUAUGUUUUUAGCGAGUUAGAUUGA
Molecule: messenger RNA, 780 nt
Organism: Malania oleifera
Lineage: Eukaryota; Viridiplantae; Streptophyta; Magnoliopsida; Santalales; Ximeniaceae
Product: probable protein phosphatase 2C 55
Exons: 4
Coding region: 1-780 (259 amino acids)
Source: RefSeq, a predicted model, not a curated record